UAUAGUCAACCAAUUUUGCAUCGUUCUGUGGUGCAAGUGAUCAUGUGCGGUCUUGCUGGGCAGCGUGCGCCAAGACUCUUCUGGGCGGUGACGUUGGCAUAUAAAUUCUGCAAAGCCCGCAACGGUUCUUGCGAACCCGGACAUAGUAGAGCGGGGCCCUAGUACCGGACGAACCGCACCGACUAGGAACCGCGCUGAUCAAUCGGUCUAUCUCGCCCAGUAGUGGAUGGUGUACAUGUGUGCGAUUUAUUUUUAAACACACGGAAACGAACGGCCAUUACACUCACUCCGUUAGCGCGGACUCACCUCCUUCCGUUUGUGUCGUCGUGCUGCCCGACGCAACCCCAUUCUACUCCGCGCGUCGCAUGUCCGCUACCGUACGCUUUUGUUGCUGCUGCUGCUGCUGCUGCUGCUGCUGAUUUUAUUCCCGCUGUGUCGUUGUCAUCUUCGGCUAAGCGUGCGCGACGCGGAAGCAAGAAAAUUUCCGGGAAGAAAACGCACUGCGCGCGCGAGACGUUCUAGGCGACGGUGAGAUUGAUGUGCGUGCUGAUCACCCAACCCGGCACAUACACAGUCGCGCACAGCCUAUAGACACGCGGUUGCAGUGACCAUCUCAAUCAUUAUCACCGUGCGUGCGUGUGAAUGUAUGCGACUCAUGUAGCGUGUGUUGGUGUGCCGCCUCACCGUUCGUUGUUCGUGUCUGGUGGUAGUAGAAGUAGUAGUAGGCCGCGACCGCGUUGUUCCGUUUCCGUUGUACUACACAGCAGCGAGCGAUUUUCCGGGCUCGGGGUUUUUUCCCUCCCAUCCGGCAAAUAGUGUGAAAACAGGCGAAGAAAGAAGAGGAAAGAUACAAGUGUGGUGCUAAUGCAUGUGUGCAGUGUUAUCAAGCUGAUAAUAGGAAAAGGAAAGAAAAGCGAGCGAGUGAAAGAAAAAUAGUUAAGCUAACCAGCUGAUGAUGACCACCAGCGCGCUUGAAGUGUAAUUUCGGGGUGCGUUUUGUGUUGUGAUUUUUCCGCGAGUGAUUUUUCGCCACCCCCGAGAGCCGAGUUUUCCCGCGCUUUUGUUGUGCCAACAAAUUGUAGCAACGUGUGUGUGUGCCGUGUUUGCGUGAAAGAAAAUCGCGGGAUAGAAUCGGGCGAAUUCUGCGCGCAGUCGUCAUCGCCAAUAGCAACGAUCAUCAUCACCAGAGCCAGGCCAGAGCAAAGAAAGGAAAAAAACACACACCAACGCGGUAAAGAAAAAGGCCAACUCGGAAAGGACUUUCGCCACCCGGAAGUGAGCGGUUGAGUGAGAAAAAGCACACGCGAGAGAAAGAGCGUGCUAAAAGACAGGAGUAUCCGUAACAGUAAGGAGAGAACCAGAAUUUACAAGCAACAAGUUGGACAACAGCAACACCGGAAGAAAAGCACUUGCCAGGACCCGCGGAACCCCCCUCAGCUGCAGACGUUUGACACAGAGUGAGGUGGAAGGAAGCAGCGAAGAAUUAUAUGGUUGUGCCCAGUGCAAGCGAAUUUACUUUUCGGAUGUCGCUUUCCAGUUCAACAGCUUUGAAAACAUAGCUGCAGAAAAUCUGGAUCCCCAAACCAAUCGCCGACAGCCAGGUAGUACGCUAGCACCAUUGCCGCCAUCAUACGUGAACAGCAGGCCAGCAGUGCAGCGGUGUCCGGUCAGGACGUAGUAACCAGCGCCCCCAACCAACCGCCGUCCACCGCCGCUGCAGCCAUCUUUGCCGCCGCAGCCAUGAAGCUUCUACCGAUCCCGCUCUCCCCGCUGAAUGCGCCCCCACCACUAGGCCUGUGGAACUCAGAGCUGCUCUGGCGCUAUCCGCCAGCACCGCCCAGCCCGCUGGCCGACCUCAAAACACAGCUUCCACCCCAGCUAAACACGGACCCGCGCAUCUGGGGCCGCGAUGAGGUCGUCGUCUUCCUGCGCUUCUGCGAACGCGAGUUCGAUCUGCCCAAGUUCGAUCUGGAUCUUUUCCAAAUGAACGGCAAAGCCCUGUGCGUGCUGACAAAGAACGAUCUGGCCGAGCGCAGCCCAGGCGCAGGAGAUGUCCUACACAACGUGCUACAGAUGCUGAUCCGCGAUGCACAGACGCUACAUCGGCACCUGCCCAGCAGUCCAGUUACACCGACCGGUCGCUACCCGCUCUCACCGCACAGCCACCCGCCAACGCCGAACUGGAGUGCGCUCGCGCCCCCGGACAGUCCCUUCUUCCACAGCUCGCACCUACAGCAGUUUAUGGCCGCGUCCAACUCGGUCACGCUCAGCCCGGCCCCAUCGAUCGAUUCGCAGGCCGGCAGUCCACCCUCACAAAGCCAUGCCGAACAGAACGUGUUCCAGCAGCAGCAGCAGCAGCCCCAGCCGGCCAAGUCCUCCGGCGCGGGUUCUUCCUCGUCGUCAUCCUCUGCCUCGUCAACGAACGGCAGUGCCGGGAGCGGUAGCGCCAACGGAAACGGUACCGGCCCGGGUAGCAACGGAGCGUCGACCACCAACGGUAGCAGCAGUCUCAUCAGCAGUAGCAGCAGCAACAGCAGCGCGGCCAGUAGUACCAGCAGCAGCGUCAGCAAUCAAUCUGACUCGGACGAAGAUAAUGCAACGGUGGGCAAUGGGUCCGCCGCAACUUCGACCACCGGUAGCUCCACCGGGAACGGAUUCCAUCCACUGCCACUAUCGCACCCGGACAGCAAGUUGCCGCUGAUCGCAACGCAUCCACCCCAGCAGAGCCCACCCCUGACACCGAUCUCGAAGGAAACGCAGCAUCUCGGACAGUUGCAGCUGCUUGACACGAAAACGCUCCAAUAUCCGGUAUCGUCACUGUUGAACGGUUCCAGCCCGAACGGUGGAUCGGGUUCCCGCGACCGGGACUCAUCUUCGUCGGUGGGAGGAUCCGCCUCGAGUGCGUCUUCGAAUGCAGCAGCCGCCGCAGCAGCAAUGGCAGCGGCCGUGCUCGGUCUGAAGGGAGCUUCCAAUGGGAGCGGUUCGUCCGGCUCUUCCGGAUCCAACUCGGCGCCAACCACGCCGGGAGCGUUCCUGCCAGUCAAGCGCGAGUUCUUCCCAGACAGCCCGGAACCAAAUACAAUUUCGUCCGGUUCGCUUUCAGACGGCCGCCUGCUGUGGGACUUCUUGCAGCAGCUGCUGAACGAUCCGAGCCAGCGGUACAGCAGCUACAUCGCGUGGAAGUGUCGCGAUACGGGCGUGUUCAAGAUCGUCGACCCGGCCGGUCUGGCCAAGCUGUGGGGCAAGCAGAAGAACCAUCUCUCGAUGAACUACGACAAGAUGUCGCGCGCGUUACGCUACUACUACCGCGUCAACAUCCUGCGGAAGGUGCAGGGUGAACGGCACUGCUACCAAUUUCUCCGCAAUCCGACGGAGCUGAAGAGCAUCAAAAACAUCUCACUGCUGCGGCAAACGAUGGCAGCCAGCCAGGCCGCAGCAGCCGCCGCCGCCGCACAGUCCGGAACCGGCAGCGAGCGCAACGGAACCGACCGAGGUCCAUCGUCCGCCGGCAACGGUUCACCCGGGGGCAAUAAUCCGCUCAUGUCGCUCCUGCCGAACGGUGCCAACAUUCAUCAUCUGGCCGCUGCCGCCGCCGUUGCUGCUGCCGCCUCCCAAAACGGACCGCUUUCGCCUUCAUCCUCUUCCUCGUCCUCAUCGCCAUCGUCCCUGCACCAUCAUCAUCUGCAGCAGCAGCAGCAGCAGCAGCAAGCCGCCCUCCAUUCGCAUCAUCUCGCAGUACAAAAUGGCGCCGGGUCGGGUGUGCACCAUCGCAGCAUUAAGAUGGAAACCGACCUGGACGACCUGAAGCCGACCGAUCUCAGUACGAACGAUCGCAAGUUUAGCUACGGCUCGCCGGUCAACGGUACCGACUGCUAUCCACUGAUUCGAAAUGCUAACGGGCUGACCACUAUUCAGCUGCUCCGACAGCAGCAGCAGCAGCAGCAGCAGCAACAAUCGGAAUCCGGAUCGCCACCGUCCUCCCCAACGCCGCUGUCGAUCAAUUCGCAAUCGUUGCAUACGAUCAGCAGCAACCUGCACCAUCUGCACCAGCAGCAGCUCCAGGCACAGGCAGCGGCAGCGGCAGCGAUUGCGGCGGCAGCCGAAGCCCGCCACCAGCAGGACGACCAGGCGGACCAUCCGCAUCACCACCACCUCCAGCACCCGCACCACCACCCGGCGCGGAACGGUAGCCGGAGCAGCAGUACGAGCGGUGCGAGUGAGCACGAUCAUCGGGAACCGCACGACCACCACCGGGACCGUGAUACACCGUCGCCUGCCAACAGCGAUUCGUCCACCCAUCAUCCCGCUGCCCCAUCAUCGUCCCAGUCGCAGCAGCACCACCACCACCACCACAUGCACGUGAAAAGUGACGACGAUAGCAUGAUGCCGACGGAUCUGAGCAAAUCGGAGCCGAUGUACUACAAGUGAGUGAGCCGGCGGGUGGUGACGAUGAACGCGCGAAACUAGCAGCAAACCACAGCAUACGAUCUCAAACCACCAUAUAACCAGGAUCAUCCGCAACGCGACGGAGGAGCGCCACUAGCAAGCCAGCCAGCCAGCCUAAGGUGUGUGUCUUCUGUGUGCCAUCGCGUUUCGCUCGUCCAUCGCUCGUCGUCGCGUUCCACCGUUUAUAUAUAUACACACCACCGUUUAAAAUGUACUGAAAUCCCACUUCCCCUCUACUUUUGACAAACGGCGAAGCUGUUAGAAUUCAAAACCCAUAGGCUUAGGGAACUGAGAGUUGACUGAGAAGGAGUGGAUUGCAGAUGUAUCAGGCACUAGAGGAAGCAGCUGUAGUAGUUGUAGUAUAAGUAGUAGUAUACACACACACACAGAGAGAGAGAGAUAUAUACAUUUAAAGAAGUUGUACAUUAUAUUGGAAAACCUUUUUCGACACACACACACACACAAAACCUUACUCUAUGUGCCAAUCUGAUUUAUGUUCUACGGUUUUUUUUUAUCGCGUUCAGAGUUUAAGAUGUUUAAAAAAGUGUGCAAAGGGGGAAACAAAACCCCUCCGGCAACAAAGAUAUUUUGAAAUUGUACAACACACAAACACAAAGCGAGGAGAGAGGAGCGAAUUUCUCAAAAAAGCAAAACAUAUUCAAUUGUUAGUAACCCGUUUUCACAUAUAGAGGGCGCUAGAUGUAUUUGCGCGUAUAGAGCGAUAAGGAUUGAUUCUGUACUUUGGUUUUGUUUUUUUUUUGCACCCAGCCUUGUGUGUUCCUUCUUUCUGCUGUUAGGAUAGCGCACACACACACACACACGCACGCACCCAUACACACAUACAUACAUUUGUACAGAUAGUUUAAUUUUUUGUUUUUCUCCCUAAUUUUUUUUUCUGGUAGUUACAAUUGUUAGCUGUAUUAUAGGAAGCGAAUCCUAAGGGUGGGAGACACGGACACGGUGUGUGUGUGUGUGUUGGGGUGAAACUGUGAAACAGCUUUUUCGUUUCUUAACUUUGGUUUCCGUUAGGGAUUUUUUUCUUUGUUACAAAUUAAGUGAUAGCUAAGCAUUGAUGUUUUCUCACGAGGCACGAUCGAAAGGAUCACACACACACACACAAACCUUACUGAUAUUUUUUUGUUUUUUUUUUGUUAAAUGGGGCAAUGGGGCGAAAACAAAGGCAACGUUUUUCUUGUGUUGUGAACAAACACAAGAGCGAUUAGCAGUAUAAGACGGCUUUGUUGCGACCGACCCCCCCCCCCCGCAUAAUAUGUGUUGUAAGCGAAUUGUAGAUGUGUAAGUGACCGGGCGUAUAGGGUUAACCGCGCGUACCUUUAAAGCAAAAAACAAAAACCUUCCACAGCCUCCCUCGAGAUUUGUUUUCCAAUUGGCUUCCAAUAACGUUAGGCACGAGGCAGGUUAAGAUGAGAGAGAGAAAAGAAAAGGGGGUAAAGGAUUUAUAUAAGAAAGGGCAGCUAAACACACACACACACAUAGACAAAAGAAAUUUAAAUUGAAUGUGAUUACAGGAGAAGAGGGGGCACAUACAAAAAAGUAACAAACUGUUAUCAGCACACACACACACACACGCGCGUUGUGGGAUACAAAAUAAAGUAAGCAUAGGCUAGAAAUGGGGAACAACAAGGAUUGAGCGAGUAAAAGGCGAGUUUUUUGGCGUGUUUGUGUUGUUUACCGCUUAAACGGUGUGCGUUGUUUGAUUUAGUGUUUAAUUCUCAAUGAGCCAGCACCACCACCACCAUGUUUUUGCUAAGAAGUUUGCUACUAAUUGGAUAAGAGGGUGUAACUGUGACUGUCCGUGUGUGUGUGCGUGUGUGUGCUGUGUGACUUUAGUGGCGCGCAACCAAUGCAAACGAAAUCUUCCUUAUAAUGUGUUUUUUUUUUUUGUCUGUGUAUUGUCUUUAAUUUUUGUAUACUGUAUAUGUUUAUGCUCCCCUUUAAAAAAAUAGUCCCCCGCGACACGUUCUUCCACGAAUAGGUUAUGGAACUUAGUUUGUCUUUCUUUGCGUUUUUCUUUUUUGUAAAUAUAGUAAACCAACGCUUAGUUAAAUGGAAA
Messenger RNA from Anopheles stephensi (Asian malaria mosquito), 6520 nucleotides. It is a transcript of the gene aop, whose product is annotated as ets DNA-binding protein pokkuri. The record is from RefSeq and is a predicted model, not a curated record. Gene Ontology annotation, biological process: cell differentiation; regulation of transcription by RNA polymerase II. Gene Ontology annotation, molecular function: sequence-specific DNA binding; DNA-binding transcription factor activity, RNA polymerase II-specific. Lineage: Eukaryota; Metazoa; Arthropoda; Insecta; Diptera; Culicidae. Gene Ontology annotation, cellular component: nucleus. The transcript is spliced from 7 exons. The coding region runs from base 1741 to 4428 and encodes 895 amino acids.